Molecule: messenger RNA, 1206 nt
Organism: Geodia barretti
Lineage: Eukaryota; Metazoa; Porifera; Demospongiae; Tetractinellida; Geodiidae
Source: the annotation of a GenBank genome assembly
CAACAAAGUGGAGACUCUUCGAAUGAAAUGCAAGCCUCAGCGCAAGUAGAUGGCUGCUAAUGAGAGGGUGGGCCAACGAAGUACCCACUCUCCAUGUUCACAGUCUGGACCUUGGCACACAACACUCAAGAACUGGAGUCGGCGCGUCGAAUCGGGAGAAAAAUCACAGCCCGGGCCUACCAGAGAGUGAAGGAGAGAUGAGUGCCUAUCUCUCCAUCCACCCAGCGAUCUGGCACAUGUCGGAGAGAAAGAAGACGGCAGAAGCAGUUGGCAGAGAACCUGGUCUUGCGAGUGAGGCGAGAGCUACACGAUCGGUGAGGACGAGGUAGAGAGGUGGUGGGAGAGAUCCGGUCUCGGAUCAGCUUCAGCAGAAGAGUUUGAGCAGAGAAUGGAAGGACUGCGUCGACAAAGGACGACUCUCAGCUCGCGAGCUGACCGUCAAGUUGGGAGAGAUGGAGGAAGUCACUAAGUCUCUACUGAUAAAGCCAAUCUACGGGGGCGUCCCACGUUAGACACCAGAAUCUCACACCCUCUUCCUCGUCCGUCCUGUUCGCCGGAGCCGGCAUCCUGGCCACACCCACAAACGUAGAACGAGGUCAGGAUCAGCGAUUGUGCAGGUUCCAAUGACCACCACCACAUGACAGACAUCUCCAGAAGAAACAGACCAAGGGAGGAUAAGUUUCCAGACUAGCCCCUCACCUCAUCGCUACACUCAGCCCCCAACUAGAGAGAGGAGGGAGAAGAAGAGAGGAGGAGAGGGACUCGCGAGCAUGCAGGGCACCCCUCUCCCUCCACCCCUCCUCCACACACACCUCUCAGACACACACGGACAGAGAGAGGUGGGGAGGGGAGUGAGGCAGCGUGGCAGGUGGAAGAUUCCCCGGCCACCAACAAGACAAGAACCACUGCCGUUUAGUCCACUGAUGUUCCACACGCCUCCAUGCCAUCCCUAGCAUCAUGGAGGCCAACACUGCCAGAAAGAAACACCUGCUGGGUCUCCUGAAGGAGCUGGGACUGAGCUCACCAGCUGCUGCUCCCACUCCCCAGCCGCACCACCACAACAGUUCAACAGUGGAGUCCAGACUGGUCGCCCACGCCAUUCAAGACCCCCUCCGCUCACACAGACACUCUCGUGCACGCACCUCGUCUCUCCCUCCCAUCAGCGUUCCCUCGAGGAUCAGUGGACCUCUCGCCGCAAUCUACUAA